Molecule: messenger RNA, 5846 nt
Organism: Salpingoeca rosetta
Lineage: Eukaryota; Choanoflagellata; Craspedida; Salpingoecidae
Exons: 60
Coding region: 33-5729 (1898 amino acids)
Biological process (GO): small GTPase-mediated signal transduction; positive regulation of GTPase activity
Molecular function (GO): guanyl-nucleotide exchange factor activity
Source: RefSeq, a predicted model, not a curated record
AGCACAUCAUCAACGGCAGCCCGUUGCGGGAUAUGCUCAUCAUCCCAAAGGAUGAUUGGACCAUCGAGCGCCAACGCCGCCGCUUCCGCACGGCCGAUCAGCCCGUCCCUGCCAUCCUCCUUGGAGACGAUAGGGAGGUACCUGAUGGGGUGCGCCAGUGUGCAAAGACGCUGACCCGCGACCUCCACCUCCUCGUGAAGAAGUUUGCUCGCCUUACCCAGGAUCCCGCCCCUUCCCGCCGUCAGCUCUCGGAGAAGCUCCUCAGCCACGAGUUCCCGGUUGACCAGCCGGCCACUGCGAGUGUUCGCAGCAGCCGCACCCCCGUUGUCACCACCCGCUCCACCAGUGCUCUGCAGGGCAAGCGCGCAUCCGUCGUCUCAACGUCGUCGUCGGUGUCCAAGGAGGAGCUGGUGCAGGAGAGCGAAGAUCUCGUGCGGGAACUGCUGGACGACGUCACAGUUGCGCGCAGACGCAGCCUCAGGCAGAGGUCGAAGGAUCGCGUGUGCAUCCUCCACGCCGCCAACCACAAUGGCGCCUGCACAGCCCGCGAUUCACCGCCGGAGUUUCCCCUCACGCGACUCGGUGACGACGUGCACCCGCUCGCCCCAAAGUUCAGGCACCGCUUCAUGGUUGACGUGCACGGGAUGGGCCUGCGGGAGUAUGUGAUUGAGCCGUUCUUCACCACCGUCUAUCUGUACGACACGUCUGCGCAUCAGCGCGUCAGCGAAGUCUUCAGCUGCGAUCUCAACGAAGAAAUGACAAUUGUCCUUCUCCAGGACCAGCGACCCGAGCUGAGCACCCAGCGCGGGAUUGCUGCUAACUGCCGCAACGGCGUGUUCUCCCUCACCCGUUUCCGCCAGCACAAGGAGGCCGAGUCCGUCUUCAUCGUCGUACGCGUCGACAAGGUGCUGGAUGGCGACGUGAGCAAGUCGUGGGACCUCUACUCAAAGCUUGCACAGCAGGACGAACCCGAGGCACGGAGUCUGGACCGCGCACGCGAGGCAGCACAGCGCGCUGGCAAGCGUCUUGGCAAGUUCCAGACGCCGUUUGCGAUUGGUGCCACACCGCUGCAGAGCGCUGUCGAUGCCUGCAGGCAACACACCACUGUCGACCUGGACCUCUGGGCACUCCACGCAGACAAGCUCAAGGACGAGGACAUGAGCAAGCUCGUUGUUGAGAUUGGGCGGAGUGGUGAUGCAAAGGCCAAACGCAAGCGGCUCGGAAAGGUUGCACGCCUCGCCGUCACACAGAUCACGAACGAUGGGCAGUUGCCCAAAUCGCUGCUGACGUCAUCGCUCCUCCGCGUUGCGCCGUUUUCAAACGCACAGGAGCAUCUCGCCAUCGAAGUCGAGGAGUUACCUGCUGAGCCCGUGAAGAUGCCGCACGCCGAGUACAAGCACCUCCUCUUCGUGUAUCCACAGCACGUCAACUGCACCGCCACGCAGUACAGAAACAUCGCAUGUCGCAUUGAGGUGCGCGACGGAACACUCAAGUCGUCGCUGCCGCUGAUUGUCGGGCACGGCGGGGCCAUGCUGCACGAGGCAUACACCCCCGUCGCAUACCACAACAAGAUGCCUGAGUUUCAUCAUGAGUUCAAGAUUCGUCUGCCAGACAAACUCACGCCCGAUCACCACCUCCUGUUCACGUUUUUCCACGUGAGCUGCAAGGACAAAGGCGAUACGGAAGAAUUGAACGAGAAAGUCAUUGGCUACUCAUGGUUUCCGCUGUUCAAGUCGCGGUUUGCGUACAUACCGUCACAGCCACUGGAUCUCCCCGUCUGCCUCGACAAACCAGCAGACACGUACUACCUGCAAAAGCCGGAGGAGGUGCGCGGCGUCAAGUGGCUCGAGGGACCGCGCAAGGGAUCAUUCAAGGUGUCCCUCAAUUUGGUCUCCACCACCCACUGCCCCAACGUCUACGUCCACACGUUUCUGUCGAACACACGCGUGUUUCUGGCGGGAAAGCUUGCGAGCAAGGAGCAGGAGCAGUCCAUUGUCAAAGCGAUCCAAAACCUGCACUUGGCGGCGCAGCAGGAGCCGCACGUCAUCCACCAGUUUCUGCACGUCAUUCUGGAGCUCCUGUUCACCAUCAUUGCCCGAUUCCCGCACAAGUCGUCGCCGCUGCCGUUCCACGCGUUUGAGGCGCUGGUCCGCGUCGUCGCACUCGUCCACGGACAGCACCCGCACAUGGAGAGGGCCAAGUCCUUGGAGACCUUCCUCAAGUUCCACUUCAACGUUCAACUGGAGUUUCCUGAUGCCAUCCUUUUCCAAGACCUCGCGUCGCUGUAUGUGCAGGUGAUCACGACCGACGGGAUGGACGAUCCGGCAUUUCAGCCCCGACAGCAAAAGUUGCAACACAAGGACUGCCACGCGACGUGCAUCACGCGGUGCUGGUUCUUCUUUGAGGCGAUUGUUCGGUCCGCUGGCCAGUUCCUCAAGGCCACCCGCCGUGAAACUCGCCCGGCGGGCCAGCGCUUUGAUCUCGUGUUCUACGACCACCUCAACCACAUGCUCGAUUACCUCACCCUCUCCGUCUCAAACGAGGCGAUCCACCCCGAAUCGCGGGCGCGGGAGUUGUGUCUCGGCAUCUCUUUCUUCCUUCGCGACCUUCUCACGUUUGCGGACCCAACACGCAUCAUGAACAUCCUCAAGAUGUGUCUCUGCAACCUGCACCGCGCCGGGGUCCUCACGCAAGCGACGAGCCUGUCGGAUUAUCGGCUGAAUAUGCUCCGGGUCAUUGCAUCGCAUGAGCACUACGUCGCCUUCAAUCUCCCAAUCACAGACAUCCACCGUGCAAGUGCUGCCGUGGCCACCGCGGCCUCCUCCACGCUCGUUGCGUCAUCGCCAUCAAAAGGAAGCGGAUUCCGGCGCCGCGCGUCCACGGUCCUCCUCGCUGGACGCGAUCGAAAACCGGACGGCGGGACUGUGCCGUGGUGCAAUCUCUCUGCCUCGCACUUCCUCGCUCACGCGCUGGUGGCGGAGGUGUGCUACGCCCUGCAGCACGGGUCCCAGGAGAGCCGAUACGCCGCCAUCCGCCUCAUCUACGACAAGCUGCUCGAGCACAGCUGCGAUCCGCGCCUGCAGCGAGCCGAGCGCCACGCCGCUGUGAGCAACCUGUACUUCCCGCUCGCCCUCUUUCUCCUGCAGUACAAGCCGCUCAUGGCCCGUGCAGAGCGCAACCACGAGGCCAUUGUCCGCGGCAACGAGGCAGGUGGCGGCAGCGGGGAUGACACCACACCGCCACCGACACAUAAGCACACGGAGUCGUCGUCGUCAUCAUCGCCGCCAGAGGAGGUUGAGCUGACGGAUCGCGAAGUGCGUGGGCUGCUCGUCGUCUUCCUCCACAUCAUCAAAUCCUGCGACCACACCGUCCUGCGCGACUGGUGGAACACGCAGUCGAAGCAGAGCGUGCAGCUGGAGACGUUUCUGAAGAUGCUGAUCCUCGCUGUUGGUUCACUCGAGUAUCCUGGACAGGCUGCCGUCACAGAACACGCCCGCUCCCCGGCCGCCCCCUCCCCAAGGUCGAAUCGUCGAAAGCUGCUGGAAGCGAACUACGCUGGCGGUGGCAGCGGCAAAGCGUCCAAGCUCCUCUCAGGACCCGAGGGGAGCGGCGGUACUCCGCUCAGAGCUCGCAAGUUCAAGACAGGAACAUGGUCUGCGGGCCAGUCGCCGCUGUCGUCGUCUGAUCCGGGGGACACACACGGGCGCCUCUCCGCCGUGGGCAUGGCACUGCAGAGCCACGACUUUCACAGAUACGGCACGAGGCAGGAGACCACGGAGGAGGAGGUCAUCAUCAGCGUGCAGAUGGCGAAGAAUUUGAGCCACGAGAUGACGGUCAUCGUGCUGGACGUGCUCGAGAUGUUCAUGGACGACUUCAAGUCGUCGCUUCGCGAACUCUACGGCCAGAAUGACCUCAUGGAGCUCGUAUUCCAAAUCCUGAUGUCACUGAUGGGAUCCAACCUGAGCAUCAAGUCCACCCACCUCCUCUUCCAGACACUCACAAACUUUGUGCACCUGUUCCCCGAGCUGAUUUACAAAGCGCCGAGCACGGACUUUGCCGGGCGGUUGUGCGAGCAGGUGCUGCGGCAGUGCAACAAGAGCGAGAACAGGACACGACAGCAGGCCACGGCGUACCUCUACCUCCUCAUGCGCAAGAAUUACGUCGACGAGGACUUCCAGAACUUUACCCGCAUCAAAGUGCAGACGACGCUCGCCCUCUCACGCAUUGUGAGCGCGGGUCGCGGGGAGUGGUCGGAUGUGAAUCUCCGCCGGUCGUGGGCGACGAUCAUCAAAUACGCAGAGGAGGAGAGCCAGGGCCUCCAGAACGCCGCGGACUUCCGGCGGCAGGUUGAAGGGCUUGCGCUGCAGCUGUACGAGAUCCUCCGCGACACCGCGCAGAUGGAUCUGAUGGCGCACGACCCGGAGACGGCCAUCGACCUUCACCUCCGCAUCGCAGACAACUACAAAACGUCGCCAGACCUCAGGAUCACGUGGUUGAAGUCGUUGGCGGGGCGACAGGCGGAGCUGGGGCACCACGCCGAGGCUGCGCAGUGCUUCCUGCAAGCGGCCGCUCUUGUCGCCGAACACCUGCUCACCCUCCAGGACAAUCCGUUUGUGCGCAACGGGUGCUCAGCGUUUCGCCACAUCAGUCCCAAUGCCGAGGAGGAGACGGCAGUCGCACAGGAAACAGACAAGUCCGACAAUGAGAGCAUGUGCACGCACCGCUUUUUCAAGCCCGACGGGUUUAUCCACCUGAUCAACAUCACCGUCGGCCACCUCCUCGAUGCCAAGAUGGCAGAGACUGCAAACCAGCUGCUGUCGUUUGUGAUUCCCAUCCUGGAAUCGCGGCGGGACUACCAGGCGCUGUGCAAACUGCACGGCCGUCUCAGCGACAACUACAAGCUCAUCGAUGAGAUGGCCAAGAAAGGCCCCCGCUAUCUCGGCGAGUACUAUCGCGUGAAGUUCUUUGGUUCCAUUUUCAAGGAAGAGCUCAACCCGCUGGGCUACGUGUACAAGGAGCCCGGCCUGACAAAGCUGGCAGAGGUGUCGCAGCGGCUCGAGCAAACGUUCAAGACCAGGUAUGGGGAGGACGCAAUUGUGAUGAUUCAGGACUCGAAAGAGGUGAACCCGGCUCAGCUCAACCCAAACAAGGGAUACAUUCAGAUCAAGCGGCUUCGUCUCGGUUUUGGCACCUUCCUCCGCGCGUGCAAAGCAGGCCUGCACGUGUAUGAGAAGCAAAUCCAGACACAGGCACACCCAACCGAGAACCAGAAGGAGUAUCUGGCAAAUCUGCAGCUUUCGUUUGAAGAGCUUGAGCGCGAGAUUGAGGAUCUCCGCAGCAAGGCCAAGAAAAGCGCGCCACAGAGCAUGCGAAGCCAACGCCGGGUCGCUGGCAUGACAACAUCCGCAGACGGCAGCGAUUUUGUAAACCCAACAAGCAACCAUGUUGGUCGACACAGCGCCAAUACAACUCCCACCACCGUCACCACCACCACUUCCUCUGUUGCCGUGCACAUGCACAUGGACGACCUUCCUCUUGUGAUUGCCUGCACGAAGGACCAAGGAGGAGAACCGCAGCAGCAACAGCAGCAGCAGAGAAUGGUGAUGCUGAACGCAUCCCAACCAACCCAUCGCCCGCUGCUGCUGCUUGCGGAUGCUGGCUGUUUGCAGCUGGGAACAGGUGGCGACAGCACAAGUUGCGUUUUCGGCUGGAAGCAGCAGCAGAGGUGAGGGCGUGAAGCAGAGGGAAAACGGAGAGGAGUUGUGUGUUGGAUGGAUGGAUGGAUGCAUGGGAUGUGGGGUGGGGGAUGCUGGGUGAGUGUGGUGUGGCUGGCUGGCUGGUGACAG